GCUACAUUCGGUGAGAAGCAGCCUUCAACGCUGAAUUGUGUGCAAUUCGUGUAGAGUUUAAUAGUGAAAAGUGAAAAGAAAAAUCAUAAAAAAUGCGUGCCAAAAGUAUUUUGUACUACUUUGCCAUUGGUCUAUUGAUCAUGGGAAUGUUCAUGGAAGAAGUUGAAGCAAGGCGUAAAAUUCUCAGAGGACGUAAAACAAUAACCAGACGUUACUACAGAGGCACCGCAAUUCCAGCUUGGUCAAUAGUUUUGAUGACCGGUAUUGGAAUGCUGAUUAUCGGUGCUGGUUUUUACGGCCUGCUAAAAAGGCUCAUAGUGGACAGCGUGGAUACAGACAGUUCUUACCAGCCUGCGUUGCAACAAGAAAUUUAAUUUCUACUAACACACUCAAAUAAUCACCCAUUUAUUACAUCGUCUUGAUACAUUUAAUUUUACGUCAAUAUAAUGUUAUUCUUAUUGGCGAAGAAACGAAAAUUUUUUUUUUGGAAUCCGAUCUAAAAAAUUCUCUAUUACGUCUCUGUGGCGUUCUGAUUAAACAUCAUACAAUAAAACAAAAAACUUGUUAUUCCCACUCAAGAUGAUACAAAUUUUAUUUAUACCCUUUCUAUAUUAUAUUUAUAUUUACAUGUAUAUCUUUGCCAAUAAAGAGCGAAAAAUUAGGAUUCUUUGUUUCAAUGUAGUCAUUAUUUUUUUUCUUUUAAUUUUAUUUAUACUGAUUGGACGUUAGCCUAUACUUUAGGCAGUAGCGACAAAAUCUAGGUAAUAUAUUCUACCAAUUGUAUUAAUUUUCAAAUAAUAAUGCAUGGCAUAUUAAUAAAAUUCGCCAUAAAUCAUGUAUAUAUUAAAUAAAUCACAUAUUUUGCGCAAGAUUUUGCCCCUACUUUUCGGGGACACAUAGGUAUUAAUUAUUCAUUAUAAAUAAUGUUCAAUCAAUCAUUAUUUGUCGACUUGCUGAAGCAAAUAUUCAACUCUCAAGAGCAUUGGUUGCACUUGAAAGAAAUUAUUAUGAAAAACAAAUGACCUUAUAUUCAUACGGAAAGGUAACCGCUGAUUUCCGUACAGAUCACAA
Neodiprion fabricii is the source of this 1071-nucleotide messenger RNA. RefSeq lists its product as uncharacterized. NCBI's taxonomy places the organism in Eukaryota, Metazoa, Arthropoda, Insecta, Hymenoptera, Diprionidae. Bases 93 to 374 code for a protein of 93 amino acids. The record is from RefSeq and is a predicted model, not a curated record. The transcript is spliced from 3 exons.